Messenger RNA from Chenopodium quinoa (quinoa), 683 nucleotides. Its product is annotated as pentatricopeptide repeat-containing protein At3g22470, mitochondrial-like. NCBI's taxonomy places the organism in Eukaryota, Viridiplantae, Streptophyta, Magnoliopsida, Caryophyllales, Amaranthaceae. The transcript has a single exon. Gene Ontology annotation, molecular function: protein binding. The coding region runs from base 23 to 409 and encodes 128 amino acids. The record is from RefSeq and is a predicted model, not a curated record.
UAUUAUUACAUACAAUAUCCUAAUGGAUGGUUUCUGUGAAGCUAAUCGGCUUAGAGAAGCGGUGGACAUCUUCUCCUUUCUCACAGCUAAAGGACUGCAUAAUGUGUGUGCUUACAACAUAAUGAUAAAAGGGUUUUGUAAAGAAGGGUUGCUAGCAAAAGCCGAUGAAUUACUGAAGAAUAUGGAGGACAAUGGAUGCUUUCCAGAUGAAUGCACCUUUAAUACACUUAUUAGAGGAUUUAUUGAUGGAAAGGACAUUAGGAGAGCAUUAGAGCUUGUCAGGUUGAUGAGAAUCAAAGAGUUUGUUGCUGAUAAUCACACAAUAUCAUCAUUUGUGGGCUUACUCGCUGAUCCAAAUAUCGGUGAUGCAGACAAAGAUUUGCUAAAAAGUUUUUGGAGAACUGAGUGAGCAAUAGUUAGGAUCAAAGGUGGAAGUAGCAAUGAAUAAAUUAUAUAUGAUCAGCUGUGACAGAGAUGUGUACACAGAUAUUGUGAGUGAGAUGUGGAUUAGUAAGUCUUAUAUUUAAUGUGUAACUUUUGAUUGAUUGUAGGAAAAAGCAUUAACAUCUGUGAUUUCGAACAUUUGAUUUUACUUCUUUUUGGGCUUGCUUUUACUUGAAUGGUGCUCAUGGAAGCAGAUGUGGAUUGACCUAUUGUAUCAAUUUGUGUGUGUUUACUUGGUA